This is a messenger RNA of Chelonia mydas (Green sea turtle), 1512 nucleotides long. RefSeq names its product proline rich nuclear receptor coactivator 1 (gene PNRC1). The record is from RefSeq and is a predicted model, not a curated record. The transcript has 2 exons. The coding region runs from base 1 to 855 and encodes 284 amino acids. Gene Ontology annotation, cellular component: nucleus; P-body. Gene Ontology annotation, biological process: nuclear-transcribed mRNA catabolic process, nonsense-mediated decay. Lineage: Eukaryota; Metazoa; Chordata; Testudines; Cheloniidae.
AUGGUUACCACCACAGCGCCGCCACCCUUCCUGGCCCGGCUCCCGGCAGGCACCGAGGACUCCCGGCGGCUACCCCCCAGCCUCUUCCAGCGCCUCAUGCGGGGGGACAACAGCUGCGAGAACCAGCCCAGCUGCUGCCUGGCGGGGACGGGGGGCAGCGCGCGGCCGGCGCUGAAGCGAGUGAGGCGAAGAAAGGGAAAGAUCCGGCCCAGCCCUUCGGGGCUGCUACCGAGCCGCUACCAGCAGUACCAACAACACCGCGCUGGCCUGGGCAGAAAGGCCCCGCUGGGAGCCCCCGGCGCGGGAGACGUUCACACGCUCCCAGCGCCAGCUGUUCCCACCGCACCGGCCGAGGAGCCCCCCACAUCGGCCCCUCCGAGACCGGCGCCCAGCAAGCCCCUCAGGAAGGAGCUCUUGAAGAACAAGAUGGGCAAGUCUGAGAAGGCUCCCACUCCCUACUGCCAGCCUGUUCACAGCUUACAUCUCGGUGAACAGCCCAAGAGUAACAAACAGAAGAGCAAAUGUAACAUGCCACUCACAAAGAUCGCAUCUGUGAAAAAAGAUGAAAGUAACUUUUGGCAACUUUCUGUGUCACCUGAGACAAUUGAAAAGCAGGAGAAAAUGCCGCUUAAUAACACUGAGGACUUCAGAAACAUAAAAUCAAAGAAACCUGGUUCUCCAACUGAAGCAAACCAAAAAGAAAAUUAUGCUGGCGCAAAGUUUAGUGACCCGCCAUCUCCUAGUGUCCUUCCAAAGCCUCCCAGUCACUGGGUGGGAUGCACUGUUGAAUAUUCUGACCAAAAUAAGGAGCUGAUGGCAGUCCAUUUAAAAACUCUCCUAAAAGUUCAAGCAUAACUCGAGAUUUAUGGGUAGUUACAAAGAGGACUCCAUCCAGGAAAUUGAAACUUGCCUUGUUGCAACAUGAAGUAUAAAAGGACUGUCAAGUCUUAUAAUCACAAACUUUUGUAUUAUAUUUUUUAUGGCUGUGUAAAUAAUGUACAUCAUGUAAUAUGUGUAUAUUCUUGUUCAUACUUUGAGAGGUACAUUUUAGUUUUGUUAUGAAAGGAUGUAUUUUGCACUGCCCAAAUGGUAGGUGUUUUGUAUAUAAAAUAUGGACAGCUUUAAAUGUGUGCUUGACACUUGGAAAGACUUGACUAAUUUGCACGAGGUAAUGACAUUUUGAAAGGAGAAAACCGCUCUUUAAUCUCAAGAUUCAGAUUCAACUGUGAACAGCUUAAUACACUACUGAAAAGUUUUGCAAUCUGUGGCACAAUCCAUUGUAAACAUGGAGUUUUCAUCCAGAUGUGAAUUGUUGCUCUCUGCUCUGGCAAUAAUAUCUGGAAUUCUUGUUCAUCCCUUUUACCAAGCUAAUUUUGGAAUUUGAGUAAAGAAUCUAACCCAUCAACAUGAGCACUGCUUACUUCCUAAAAAGGAGGAGUAGAGCUUUUUUGCCAUAACUACAAUUGGUUACUAAAAAAAUAAAUAAAUAAAAAUAAUUUGGCCUCCCCUUAA